Aspergillus novofumigatus IBT 16806 is the source of this 741-nucleotide messenger RNA. RefSeq names its product alpha/beta hydrolase. NCBI's taxonomy places the organism in Eukaryota, Fungi, Ascomycota, Eurotiomycetes, Eurotiales, Aspergillaceae. The transcript is spliced from 2 exons. The record is from RefSeq and is a predicted model, not a curated record. Bases 1 to 741 code for a protein of 246 amino acids.
AUGGCCACUAUCGUCUUCGCCCCCGGUGCAUGGAUCACUCCAGACUUUUAUCAGCCUUUCCUCGAUGCUCUCAACAAGGCCGGGUAUCCUGUCCGCUAUGCUGGAUAUCCCUCUCUGGACCCCGCCGAUCCCACGAGCGCAGACUGCAAAGCUGAUUCCGAUGCCAUCGCCAGCAUCAUCCGUCCGCUAGUGGAAGACGAGGGCCGUGAUGUCCUUCUGGUCAUGCACUCCUACGCAGGAAUGCCUGGAGCCGCGGCCGCCAAAGGACUUGCCAAAACGGAACGAAUGCAACAAGGCAAGUCUGGUGGCAUCGUAGGAAUGGUGUUCAUCGCGGCUUUCCUGGUUCCGGAAGGAUUAAGUUGUGCGGGAUUACAGGGAGGGUAUCUCCCCCUGAACAUCCCCGAUGACCCGGCUGGCAACUUUGCCGCUGAUUUUGAUGAAGACGUGGCCCAAAGUCUCGCGGGUUACAUCCGGCCUCAUUCCACGUUGGCGUUCAACUCUCCCCAACCGGCUCCAGCUUGGGCAGACCAGGCGUAUGCCGGACGACUGGCAUUUAUUGUUCCUACACUGGACAAGGCUCUUCCCGAGGGAGCUCAGCGUGCCAUGAUCGCCGCUACUCAGACGGAUUGGAUCGUUGAGGAGAUGGUCUGCAGUCACUGUGCGCCGUUCGUUAAUCGGAUCGACGAAUGUGUAAGACUGCUGCAGGGAUUUCUCGGCGUGUUUGAGGGUACGAAGAACUGA